This is a messenger RNA of Oncorhynchus mykiss (rainbow trout), 8233 nucleotides long. The record is from RefSeq and is a predicted model, not a curated record. NCBI's taxonomy places the organism in Eukaryota, Metazoa, Chordata, Actinopteri, Salmoniformes, Salmonidae.
CACGCACUCUGUGUUUACGCAAACUCACUGCCUGUCUACGCAGGACGCAAAGUGAACUGGCCGAGAUUCGGGCACCGACGUUGAGUUAAGAGUUGAGGGACGAAACAUCUCCAACGAUAACAACAACAAAAAACAACACAUCAACAAAGCGCUUCUUGUGCCACUGGACACUGGAUAAACAUGCCUCUGACUUAUUCUAAAUGGGAUUGUUAUUGAAGUGCGCGAUUUAACCCGAUGCGGAAGAUAUGAUGGGGAUGAUUGUCGAAGUAAACACAGGAGAAAGUUUACUCCUUUUGGAAUAUGAAUGAAUAGUCUUGAUGCCACAACAUAGCUAACUCACAGUGCACCAAGGCCAUGAUAGACAGCCUUUGCAUACAGAUGUCUUCUCUCUAGCUAGCUAGCUAGGUAAUAGCGCUAAGCCUAAGUUACAGUAGGCAGUAAGUAACAUUAUACGUUCAGUCGUGACAUUUAAUUGAAAUGGCUAACUAGCUGGCUAUAUGUUUUUUUUUUGUUUUUAUCUACCAGGCUAACUAUCUAAAAUAGCAAUAGAGUUUGCCAGUUAGCUAACUAGCUAAUCAUUGGUUUAUCUAGUUAGCUAGAAACGCUUGAAAGGAAAGCCCGAGUUGGCUAACUAAUUAGCUAGCGCACUAGGCGAGCUAACAUAUCAACUAGCUAGUAAAUGAGACCGCUAACGAGUUGCUAGCCUAGCUUAGCCUAGCCUAGCUUAGCACUUUGUCCAAUUUGAAUCUCAGGUUAUCGCUAACUAGUUUAUAUAUGUGCUUUGCACUUCAAUUAGCUCGCUAACAGUAAGACAUGUUUUUUUUUUCUUUCUAGUUAGCAUUUCCAAACUUUGCUCGAUUUAGUGUACGGUUUAGCUAGUGUUUUAUAUAUAUAUCUCUUAGUUAGCUCAAGCUGCCUUUUCCACCGUGCCUGGACUGACCGACCCGCACCAGGACAAGCCGGGGCCGAUGCUGACAGUCCGGAUCACGGCAACAGUAAGGAGCCAUGCAGCCGCAACAAAUAUACGACUUUUCAAGUGACGAGAACAGUCACAAAUGGCGAGGCCUCUUCGUCCAAGCGUUGCGAAAGGUGCAGCUGCAGGUGCACCCCAACCUGUCAGCCACAGAGGGCGCUCUGCAGCACAUCGAAGAGCUCAUCCUGCAGCUGCUCAACAUGCUGUGUGUGGCCCAGCCGCGCUCUGUACAGGACGUGGAGGAGCGGGUCCAGAAGACUUUCCCCCACCCCAUAGAUAAAUGGGCCAUAGCUGACGCCCAGUCAGCCAUCGAGAAGAGGAAGAGGAGGAACCCCCUACUGCUCCCUGUGGAUAAGAUACACCCUCUACUCAAGGAGGUGCUGGGUUAUAAGAUAGACUACCACGUCUGCCUCUACAUCGUGGCGGUUCUAGAGUACAUAUCAGCUGACAUCCUGAAGCUAGCAGGAAACUACGUUGGUAACAUCAGACACUAUGAGAUCAGCCAGCAAGACAUCAAGGUGUCCAUGUGUGCAGACAAGGUCCUAAUGGACAUGUUUGACCAGGACGAGGACAUCGGUCUGGUGUCUCAGUGUACGGAGGAGCCUUCGUCGUCGGGGGAGCUGACCUACGACGACCUGGUGCGCCUGGAGAUUGCAGAGGAGCGCCAGUACCUGCGGGAGCUCGACCUCAUCAUCAAGGUGUUCCGACAUCACUUCCUGUUCAACAACAAGAUCUUUACGCCUCAGGAUGUGGAGGUGAUUUUCAGUAACAUCUUGGACAUCCAUGAGUUGACGGUCAAGCUGCUGGGCCUGAUCGAAGAUGCAGUGGAGAUGACCGCUGACGGUAGUCCACAUCCUCUGGUGGGCAGCUGCUUCGAGGACCUGGCAGAGGAGCAGGCGUUUGACCCAUACGAGACCCUGUCUCAGGACAUCCUGUCCAGGCAGUUCCACGAGCACUUCAGCAGUCUGAUGGCCCGGCCUACUGUAGGACUAUACUUCCAGUCCAUAGCUGAAGGUUUCAAGGAGGCGGUUCAGUACGUCCUGCCACAGCUCAUGAUGGUUCCUGUAUACCACUGUUUGCACUACUUUGAACUACUGCAGCAGCUGCAGGAGCACAGUGAGGAGCAGGACGACAGGGAGUGUCUGAAGCAGGCCAUCACCGCUCUGCUCAACCUCCAGUGUAGCGUGGAACGCAUCUACACCAAACACCUGCCCCGACGCAAGCCUGGCGAGCCCAAGUACCGUCUGUACAGUCGUCAGGUGCGCAGCAAGCAGCUGGCCAUCAAGAGGAUGAACGAGAUCCAGAAGAGCAUCGACGGCUGGGAGGGGAAGGACAUCGGCCAGUGCUGUUCCGAGUUCAUCCUGGAGGGGGCGCUCCUCCGCGCCGGCGCCAAACACGAGCGACACAACUUCCUGUUCGACGGCCUCAUGAUCAGCUGCAAGGCCAAUCAGAGCUCCCGACUCCCCGGUUCCGGAAGCGGGGCCGAGUUCCGUCUCAAGGAGAAGUUCGUCCUGCGGAAAGUCCGCAUCGUGGACCGCGAGGACUCGGCGGAGUUCAAACACGCCUUCGAACUCGUCGGUAAAGACGAGAACUGUGUGGUGUUCUGCGCCCGCUCGGCGGAGGACAAGGGGGCGUGGAUGGCGGCGCUGGUCACCCUGCAGUACCGCUCCACGCUGGACCGUAUGUUGGACACGGUUCUGCAGCACGAGGAGCAGGCCCAGCCCCUCCGCCUGCCCUCGCCAGAGCUAUACCGCUUCGCUGUGCACGACUCGGAGGAGAACAUCGUGUUUGAAGAUCGCGUCCAGAGCAAGACGGGGAUACCCAUUAUUAAAGCAGGCACGGUGGUCAAGCUUAUAGAGAGGCUCACCUACCACAUGUAUGCUGAUCCCAACUUUGUGCGCACUUUUCUGACCACCUACCGGUCCUUCUGCAAGCCCCACGAGCUCCUCGGCCUCCUGAUAGACAGGAUUGAGAUCCCAGAGCCGGAGCCCACCGAAGCAGACAAGCAGGCGCUAUGGAACGGAGAUCAGCCAAUGGCUGCAGAGCUACAGAGGUUCCGGAGGGAGUACGUCCAACCGGUCCAACUCAGGGUCCUGAAUGUGUUUCGUCAGUGGGUGGAACAUCAUUUCUAUGACUUUGAGAACGACCCCGAGCUACGAGGCAGACUGGAGGAGUACAUCAGCAGCAUUCUACAGCUACGAGGAAAGUCUAUGAGGAAGUGGGUGGAGUCUAUCAACAAGAUCAUCAAGAGGAAGAUGCAGACUCAGUCCAACGGGGUCAGCCACAACAUCACCUUCGAGAGCCCGCCCCCGCCCAUCGAGUGGCACAUCAGCCGCCUGGGUCAGACGGACACCUUUGACCUCAUGACCCUUCACCCCAUAGAGAUCGCCCGUCAGCUCACCCUGUUGGAGUCAGAGCUAUACAGGGCUGUGAGGCCAUCUGAGCUGGUGGGGAGUGUCUGGACCAAAGAGGACAAGGAGAAUAACUCUCCCAACCUACUGAGAAUGAUCCGCCACACCACCAACCUUACACUGUGGUUUGAGAAGUGUAUUGUGGAAGCAGAGAACCUGGAUGAGAGGGUAGCAGUGUUCACCCGGGUCAUUGAGAUUCUCCAGGUGUUUCAGGAGCUCAACAAUUUCAACGGUGUUCUGGAGGUGGUCUCCGCCAUCAACUCUGUCCCUGUCUACCGGCUCGAUCACACCUUUGAGGCGGUCCCCGAGAGGAAGAAGAGGAUCCUAGAGGAAGCAGUGGAACUGAGCCAGGACCAUUUCAAGAAGUACCUGGCCAAGCUCAAGUCCAUUAACCCUCCCUGCGUGCCUUUCUUUGGUAUCUACCUGACCAACAUCCUGAAGACAGAGGAGGGGAACCCCGACUUCCUGAAGAGACACGGCAAAGAGCUGAUCAACUUCAGUAAGAGGAGGAAAGUAGCAGAAAUCACAGGAGAGAUACAGCAGUACCAGAACCAGCCGUACUGUCUCAAGGUGCAGCAAGACAUCAAGAGGUUUUUUGAGAACCUGAACCCGAUGGGCUGUCUGGGUGAGAAGGAGUUCUCUGACUAUCUGUUCAACAAGUCUCAGGAGAUUGAGCCUCGCAACUGCAAGCAGCCGCCACGAUUCCCCAGGAAGACCCUGUACCCCCUGAAGUCCCCGGGGAUCCGGCCGGUGCGCACCUCUACGUCAGGGACCCUGAAGGGCCACCCUGUACCCCUGGAGAGAGAGCCCCCGCACAAGAUCACCUUCAGGAGCAUCGCUGAGACGGAGCAUGAGACCUCUUCCGUAGCCUCGGUCCCCACCUCACCCAACACCCCCACCCCUCCGCAGUCGGCCACCUCAGACCUCAUCUCUGUCUUCAUGGAGCAAGACCUCUGCAACUCCUACGGUGGAAACUCCAUAUUCGCUAAUGUACUCCUCCCACCCUCAAAGGUCCAGUCAGUAUCGUGUGGAAGCCUUCACCAGCUAGGAGAGGACUUACUCAAACCCCCUCCACUUCCCCCGCGCAGGAAGGAUGCUUUCUCUGAGACCAAGUUGAGUUCCAGGUCUGACAGUCCUCCAGCCAUCCCGCCCAGGCUGCCCCCUCCUCUCCCCAGGAUCCAGCCCCGCGCCCCGGUCUACAAUGGCCCCAGCGACGGCCCCCUCUCCAGCCCCCCACCACCACCUCCCCGGGACCCCCAGCCAGACACCCCUCCACCCGUCCCCCAGAGACCCCCAGAGAUCUUCAUCAACUACCCCCUGAACCUUCAACCUUCCCCUGUCGGACGCUUCCACUGGGACUUUGGCAGCUCCCCUUCAUCCCCCGGCACACCCCCGGGCACCCCCUCUCCCCGCGUCCCCCGACGGAGCUGCCCCCUCAGCGCUAGUCAGAACAGUCUCUGCCCUCUCCCGCUGCCCAUCAUGGCGCCCCCUGUGCCACCUCGCCACAACUCCAACUCCUCCCCCCAGCUCCCCAAACUCCCCCCAAAGACCUACAAGAGGGAGCUGUUGCCGCCCCCGUUACAGAGCCUCUCAUUGGUGGAGAACACGGACACUAGCCAAUGAGGAGCCUUCUGCUUCUUUUGUUAUUGUUUUCGUUGUCAACAUGGAAGCCUUUGAGUUUCUCCACACAAUACAAACUGCAAACAAACUAUGUCCUACAUUAAACUAUGAACUAAUGACCUGCAUCAGACUAUGAACUAUGACCUAUGACCUAGAGCGGAUGAAAACAAACAAACUAAUCAUGAUUUUAAAGCUACUGAUCGUAAAGAAGACUUCGUUUCCAACCACACUCCAAACCACGCCCACUUCAUCUCCUGCCACGCCUCUCAGGAAUCAGUAGCUCCGCCUUCAUGCCAAUUGAAAAUACACCACAGUGUGCCAGCCAAUGAACAAGUAGCCUCAAGAUUCUAACUCCUCCUCUCUGUGGGUGUGUGUGUGUGUGUGUACGUUGGUGUGUGUGUGUGCGCGUUUCACAUACCUGUACACAGCACAGCACAUGUCAGUGCGUUUCUUUCUUGGUACAGACGUCCCACUCUGUGCUAGAGUGGACAGGACAGGACAGGACAGCAAGCUAUGCUCUGGUAGUUGCCCUUCUCCUACCCUGACAGUUAAAAAAAAAACGUUUUUACCCCGGGUUCUCCAGCCUGUCCUGGUCCAGUUCGGUAGCCCCAUGCCCCAUGUGUUUGUGAUUCCGUUGUUCCAUUGGCACACUGUAGUGCUAGGAGCAGCAUUCACUCACUUACCCAGGAGUCAGUCAGUCAGUCCUGUCCUGUGGCUCGCAGACUUGACAGUCACUGGACCUAUUCGGACUUCACUGCUCUUUAAUGAUCAAAACUUAUCAAUUGCUCUUCCCGCGGUUCUGUACCGCGGUUCUGUCUGGAGAUAUCCUCUGAGGCCUCUCAACUCUUCCCAUUUGUGUUCUGUCGUUCUCUAAUAAUCUCUAACUUUUGUAGCCAACGUUUCAUUUGAUGCAGGGUGAAAACUUAAGGGAUACAUUUUAUUUUUGAGGAAUGAUAAGACCAACUAAAAAAAAAUGGGAUGCAAAUUGUAUUUCAUUCAUUCAGAACUGACUGACUGAAAGCGUUCAGGAAAAAGGUGUGCGACUAUUGAAUAAACACCCCCCCCCCCCCAUCCCCCCCCCCCUUGGUCGUAGCUACACCCUCUACUUCAGAUGUUAGCCUUUAAUCCCACAGCACUGACCUCUAACCUGAGGCCAGGGGAGCCAUUCAGAAUGAGGGAGAGAGACCGACGGAUGGACAUAUCGGAAGACAGAUUGGCGGAGAGUGUAGUGUAGGGUAGGAUCCACUUUUAACUGGGGCAGGGCAGCAGUGACGUCUACUCGUCUACCCUCGUCAGUCAUGUGAUGGGAGAAGUCUGUUUGUGUCUGGACUAUAGAAAACGAUAGAGGCCUCUAGUGGCCAAAAGGCUAUAUUAGCAUGGGCAGCGCCAUUGAGGGCUUCCACCGUGCUUCCGCCAUUUUAAAGUAGUCAAGGUGGACAACUGGGUGGGGAUUCCUGUGAGUUGUUGCCUCAAUGGCGCUGCCCAUGCUGUCACAGAUGCUACAAUGGCACUGAUAUAAAUGAGUCCUCUGUCUCUAUGGAGCUGCCUAUGCUGUCACAGUGCUGAUAUAAAUAUGAGUCCUCUAUCGAUCUCUAUGGAGCUGCCCAUGCUGUCACAGUGCUGAUAUAAAUAUGAGUCCUCGAUCUAUCUCUAUGGAGCUGCCCAUGCUGUCACAGAUGCUAUAAUGGAGCGGAUAUAAAUGAGUCCUCUAUCUAUCUCUAUGGAGCUGCCCAUGCUGUCACAGACGCUAUAAUGGCGCGGAUAUAAAUGAGUCCUCGAUCUAUCUCUAUGGAGCUGCCCAUGCUGUCACAGACGCUAUAAUGGCGCGGAUAUAAAUGAGUCCUCGAUCUAUCUCUAUGGAGCUGCCCAUGCUGUGACAGAUGCUAUAAUGGCGUGGAUAUAAAUGAGUCCUCUAUCUAUCUCUAUGGAGCUGCCCAUGCUGUGACAGGUGCUAUAAUGGCACUGAUAUAAAUGAGUCCUCUAUCUAUCUCUAUGGAGCUGCCCAUGCUGUCACAGUGCUGAUAUAAAUGAGUCCUCUAUCUAUCUCUUAUGUCUGCACAAAGCCCAGAUCUCGGGAAGAAGAGUAGGAUGAGUGACAACAACAUUGAGAUAUCUCAUUCUCGGGCCAGGGAGGCGGUAACUAUAGCAGCCAGACAUUUCUUUCUCCGUCUCCUUGAAGUGAUACUUUGGGAUUUUGCCAGUGUAACUUCCCCAGAGUCAGAUGAUCUUGUGUAUACCAUUGUUACAUCUCUGUGUCCAGCGUGAAGGAGGUUUAGAGGUAGUUUCUUGAGCCAGCGCUAACUAGCGUUAGCGCCCAUGACUGGAAGUUUAUGGGUAUCUACUAGCACGUUCCUUUUAAAGCUAGCCCGGUCCCAGAUCUGUUUGGCCUUUUGGCCUACUCUGUUCUCUUAUGGCUAUUUGUCAUGUUGAUUCCAUAUGGCGUGGGCAAGAACAGACCUAUAGCCAGGCUAGCUGAAAGCCAAGAUGAUGUCUUAACCCAAACUAAGUGCCCCUAAAAGUUGUAUGCUGCUGUCUGUCUGUCCAGAACUAUCUGCAGCUCUACUACCAUCAUACCCAGUACUGUACCAGCCUGCAGUGUUGGUAUGGAAAUUCAGCACUGGACUCCUCAUACGCAGCAACCCCAACAAAGCCUGGAACAAAUGGACAGUUGGCUCCUCUAGUGGACAAAUUGGGGAUUGCUCCACAGCUCCCCUAGUGGAUAGGAGGACAAACAGCUCCUCUAGUGGACAAACUGGGGACUGCUCCACAGCUCCCCUAGUGGAUAGGAGGACAAACAGCUCCUCUAGUGGACAAACUGGGGACUGCUCCACAGUGCCCCUAGUGGAUAGGACAAACAGCUCCUCUAGUGGACAAACUGGGGACUGCUCCACAGCGCCCCUAGUGGAUAGGAGGACAAACUGGGGACUGCUCCACAGCGCCCCUAGUGGAUAGGAGGACAAACAGCUCCCCGAGUGGACAAACUGGGAACAAGUGGCUGUUUCAGAUAUCUGGAUUCACAUCGAGAAGAAGCCUCUAUUAACCAGAUGUCACUGUCCUCCUCUCUCUCUCUCUCUCUCUCUCUCCUCUCAAAUAUGCCAUUUCAUUUUAAAAUACUGAAAUAACAUGCAUCAUGCUCAGAUGUGCCUUUUUUUGAUUUUGUUUUCUUUACAGAGUAAGCGAAAGGUGUCUUUUUUUAAAUGCUAUUAAAAAAACUGAUAUGAUAAAUAAA